AUGCUGCAAAGAACAAUCCUCCGUGCCUCGCGCCAGGCUGCCCGCCGCUCAUCACCCUUCACACCCGUCGCCCAAGCCAGCGCCACACGAGCAACAUCCACACCCGCCCUGCGAUGGUACUCCGACGCCCCCGCGCCCAAGGAAGGCGAAGCGGCGGAGAAGAAGGACGAAGCCCCCAGCGAAGCCGCCCAACUGAAAGAAUCCCUCGAGAAAAAGGACAAAGAAAUCAUUGACCUAAAGGACAAAUACCUCCGCUCCGUCGCCGACUUCCGCAACCUGCAGAUCCAAACCAAGCGCGAAGUAACCGCAGCACGCGACUUCGCCCUGCAACGCUUCGCGCGCGACAUCGUCGAGUCAGUCGACAACCUCGACCGCGCCCUCUCCGUCGUCACGCCCGAGUCGCUCACCGCCAACAAGGACCUCACCACCCUGUACGACGGCAUCAAAAUGACAGACGGCAUCCUCAUCUCCACCCUCAAGAAGCACGGCCUCGAGCGCUUCGACCCCAGCGAUGCGAAGGAGAAGUUCAACCCUAAUGUGCAUGAGGCGGUCUUUCAGGCCCCGCAGCCGGAUAAGGAGGAUGGGACGUGCUUCCAUACGCAGCAGAAGGGGUUUAUGCUCAAUGGGAGGGUUUUGAGACCUGCCAAGGUGGGCGUUGUUAAGAAUGCGUAG
Messenger RNA from Dothidotthia symphoricarpi CBS 119687, 672 nucleotides. Its product is annotated as mitochondrial co-chaperone-like protein GrpE. Gene Ontology annotation, biological process: protein folding; protein import into mitochondrial matrix. Lineage: Eukaryota; Fungi; Ascomycota; Dothideomycetes; Pleosporales; Dothidotthiaceae. Gene Ontology annotation, cellular component: PAM complex, Tim23 associated import motor. The transcript is spliced from 2 exons. Gene Ontology annotation, molecular function: adenyl-nucleotide exchange factor activity; protein-folding chaperone binding; protein homodimerization activity. The record is from RefSeq and is a predicted model, not a curated record. The coding region runs from base 1 to 672 and encodes 223 amino acids.